AUACUCGACAACGCUUUCGCUAACGAUCGAGCUAUCCACUGCCUCUCCCGCGAGUUUGAAUUCAACGCCUUACACCGUCGUCUCCGCUGUGCUCCUCAUUCACUCAAUCUUGUUGGCCAGACAAUUAUACAAGGUUUUGAUUUGGACGCCUGCAACAAU
Messenger RNA from Bipolaris zeicola 26-R-13, 159 nucleotides. RefSeq lists its product as uncharacterized. The annotation marks the transcript as partial. The record is from RefSeq and is a predicted model, not a curated record. The transcript has a single exon. NCBI's taxonomy places the organism in Eukaryota, Fungi, Ascomycota, Dothideomycetes, Pleosporales, Pleosporaceae.